Messenger RNA from Marmota flaviventris (yellow-bellied marmot), 973 nucleotides. RefSeq names its product proprotein convertase subtilisin/kexin type 1 inhibitor (gene Pcsk1n). The record is from RefSeq and is a predicted model, not a curated record. Gene Ontology annotation, molecular function: endopeptidase inhibitor activity. Gene Ontology annotation, biological process: negative regulation of endopeptidase activity. Lineage: Eukaryota; Metazoa; Chordata; Mammalia; Rodentia; Sciuridae.
CCAGCCAGUUCGCCCGUCCGGAGCCCGGCUCGCAGGGGCAGCAUGGCGGGGUCGCCACUGCUCCGCGGGCCGCGGGCCGGGGGCGUCGGCCUUUUGGUGCUGCUGCUGCUGGGCCUUCUUCUGUUGCCCCCCGCGCUUUGCGCGCGGCCGGUAAAGGAGCCCCGCAGCCUGAGUGCAGCGUCGCCGCCGAUGACUGAGGCUGGCACUCCCCGCCGCUUCCGUCGGUCGGUGCCCCGAGGAGAGGCGGCGGGUGCGGUGCAGGAGCUGGCGCGGGCGCUGGCGCACCUGCUGGAAGCGGAGCGUCAGGAGCGGGCUCGGGCCGAGGCUCAGGAGGCUGAGGAUCAGCAGGCGCGAGUUCUGGCGCAGCUGCUCCGCGUCUGGGGCUCUCCCCGUGCCUCUGACCCGCCACUCGGCCUGGACGACGACCCCGACGCGCCCGCCGCGCAGCUUGCCCGCGCUUUGCUUCGCGCUCGCCUUGACCCUGCCGCCCUCGCAGCCCAGCUUGUCCCCGCGCCGGCACCCGCCGCUGCAUUUCGUCCCCGGCCUCCAGUCUAUGACGACGGCCCCACUGGCCCGGAUGCCGAGGACACUGGAGAGGAGACACCUGAUGUGGACCCGGAGCUACUGAGGUACUUGCUGGGGCGGAUCCUCACUGGAAGCCCAGAGCCCGAGGCUGCGGCUGCUGUCCCGCGCCGCCUCCGCCGCGCGGCAGACCAGGAUCUGGGCCCAGAGGCGCCGCCUGAGGGUGUACUGGGGGCACUGCUGCGCGUGAAACGCCUGGAGAACCCCCAGCCCCAGGCGCCUGCGCGCCGCCUCCUGCCGCCCUGAGCUCAGCCCACAACCUGUGUCUUGGAACCCAGGAGUGCCCCAGCCACCUGGACACAGGACUCACCCUGCCAGCACGUUGAGCAGCUUACUCCUCCAACCCCAAGAUCCCCACCCUGGCCCUACAAUAAACAGGAUCUGAAGCAGU